AUGCUUAUUGGACUCUCUGGGUACGUAACUGGGUAUAAUGGUACUUAUCUCUUUGAAAAACCAGGAGAUAAAUACAACGGUUCACGCUAUGAAGGAAUGCGUUAUUUUUGUACAACCUUAGGAGCACUCAUAAUGCCCAUGGCUUAUGAYACAGUUUAUGAGUUGACGCAAUCAACCGAAGCAGCUGUGAUAUCUUCACUUUAUUUAAUAUUUGAUGUUGGUCUCGUAACUUUAAAUCAAUAUAUUUUGCUUGACCCGAUUCUGCUUUUUUUCUUAACUGCAUCCGUUUGGGGAAUGACCAAGGCAUCGAACCUUACAGCAACUGGAAAUUCUUAUACAAUCUCUUGGUGGGCUUGGCUAUUUUUUACCGGUACUAUGUUAGCUUGUACAACAAGUACCAAGUUUGUAGGUCUCUUUGCUGUUAUGCUCGUGGGUUUGCACACAAUCCAGCAACUUUGGAUAAUUUUUGGAGAUAYGAGAAAACCAAUUACGGAGACUGUCAAACAAAUCGCGUGUCGAACAAUUGCAUUAAUUCUGUGGCCAAUUAUUUUGUACAUGUAUUUCUUUUACAUUCACUUGAUUGUACUGAAUCGGAGCGGAACCGGGGAUGGCUUCUACAGUUCUGCUUUCCAAUCGCGUUUAAUUGGUAAUUCUUUAUAUAAUGUCAGUAUGCCGCGAGAUGUGACAUAUGGUGCAAUUGUUACUAUUAAAAAUCAUAAGACUGGAGGAGGUUAUCUACAUUCCCACUAUCAUUUAUACCCAAAAGGUAUUGGAGCCCGACAACAACAGGUAACUACAUACACUCACAAGGAUGAUAACAACAAAUGGCUUAUAAAACCCUACAAUAAGGAUACAAUUGAUAACAUAAAAUAUGUUUCGCAUGGCGCCUUAAUAAGACUAGAGCAUGUUGCUACUAGGCGUAAUUUACACUCACAUGGUGAACCAGCACCACUCACUAAAAGGCAUUUGCAAAUAACAGGAUACGGAGAGGAUGGGCAAGGUGAUGCAAAUGAUAUUUGGCAAGUUCUAUUGGUUGAUGGUAAGCAAAACACCAGUGUUAAAACUGUUACAACAAAGUUUUUGCUAAUACACUAUCUCCAAAAUUGUGCGCUGACUACCAGCGGACAGCAACUUCCGAAAUGGGGAUUUGAGCAACAAGAAGUUUCUUGCAAUCCCAACCUGAGAGAUAAAAAUGCAUUUUGGAAUGUCGAAGAUAAUCGAAACGAAAAAU
Bactrocera latifrons is the source of this 1231-nucleotide messenger RNA. RefSeq names its product protein O-mannosyl-transferase 2 (gene twisted). NCBI's taxonomy places the organism in Eukaryota, Metazoa, Arthropoda, Insecta, Diptera, Tephritidae. The record is from RefSeq and is a predicted model, not a curated record. Gene Ontology annotation, molecular function: dolichyl-phosphate-mannose-protein mannosyltransferase activity. Gene Ontology annotation, cellular component: membrane; endoplasmic reticulum. Gene Ontology annotation, biological process: protein O-linked glycosylation via mannose.